Messenger RNA from Rosa chinensis, 904 nucleotides. Its product is annotated as caffeic acid 3-O-methyltransferase-like. Bases 13 to 792 code for a protein of 259 amino acids. The transcript is spliced from 4 exons. NCBI's taxonomy places the organism in Eukaryota, Viridiplantae, Streptophyta, Magnoliopsida, Rosales, Rosaceae. Gene Ontology annotation, molecular function: protein dimerization activity; S-adenosylmethionine-dependent methyltransferase activity; O-methyltransferase activity. The record is from RefSeq and is a predicted model, not a curated record. Gene Ontology annotation, biological process: methylation.
UUCUGCUAUGCAAUGCAGCUGGUGACUUCCACUGCGCUGUCCAUGUCCACGCAAUUAGCAGUUGAGCUUGGAGUUUUCGACAUCAUAGCCAAAGCUGGUGCAGGUGCGGGUCUCUCCUCAUCGCAGAUAGCAGCUCAGAUAGGCACCGAGAACCCCGAUGCGCCCAUGAUGUUGGAUCGGAUCCUCAGGCUACUGGCAAGUCACUCUGUGCUCAAUUGCACUGUGGUUAAUGCUAAUGAUGAUGAUCAUAGUGAUGGGCCUAAUUUUCAGAGGGUUUAUAGUCUUGCUCCUGUGUCCAAGUACUUUGCGAAGAGUGAUGAAGAUGGUGUUUCUUUAGGCGCCAUGAUGGCACUGAUUCAAGACAAGGUCUUCUUGGACAGCUGGUUCCAGUUGAAAGAUGCUGUUGUGGAAGGAGGAAUCCCAUUUAACAGGGUCCGUGGCACACAUGCCUUUGAGUAUCCAGGUUUGGAUCCCAGGUUUAACCAAGUGUUGAACACAGCAAUGUUCAACCACACCACUAUUGUUAUCAAGAAAAUUCUUGAUCUCUACAAGGGUUUUGAGCACCUUAAGCAACUUGUUGACGCUGGGGGUGGCCUUGGAGUGACUCUUAGCCUAAUCACUUCUAGAUACCCUCAUAUUAAGGGCAUUAACUUUGACUUGCCUCAUGUCAUCAAAGAUGCCCCUUCUUACACUGGAGUGGAACAUGUUGGAGGAGACAUGUUUGCAAGUGUUCCAAGUGGGGAUGCCAUUUUUAUGAAGUGGAUACUUCAUGACUGGAGUGAUGAACACUGAAAAAUUGUUACAAUGCUAUACCAGACAAUGGAAAAGUAAUUGUUGGGGAAGCACUUCUUCCAGUUGUGCCAGAGACUAGCACUGCUGUGAAGAGCACCUCCCAAAUUGAUGU